This is a messenger RNA of Ipomoea triloba (trilobed morning glory), 2214 nucleotides long. Its product is annotated as threonine--tRNA ligase, chloroplastic/mitochondrial 2. Gene Ontology annotation, cellular component: cytoplasm; mitochondrion; chloroplast stroma. Gene Ontology annotation, molecular function: threonine-tRNA ligase activity; ATP binding. Bases 59 to 2068 code for a protein of 669 amino acids. NCBI's taxonomy places the organism in Eukaryota, Viridiplantae, Streptophyta, Magnoliopsida, Solanales, Convolvulaceae. Gene Ontology annotation, biological process: threonyl-tRNA aminoacylation. The transcript is spliced from 8 exons. The record is from RefSeq and is a predicted model, not a curated record.
GAAAACCUCCGCCACAGAAAUGAAAUGUAGAGACGAGGAAGAAGAUCAGUGAAUCUCAAUGAAGAACCUCACCAUCCUGCAAAGGAUGGCUACCUUAUCGCUACCCACUUCACGCUCUCUCUUCGCGCGUUCUCCCAAUUCCACUUUCUCUUCCCUCACUAAACGCCGCCAAUUUCCCACUGCCCUUUUCGUAUUCUCCCCUGCCACCAGGCGCAGCAGUUUCAGCUGCAUCUCCGCCGUCGCCACUGAUUCUCCCGACACACAACUCAAACCUCUCGCUGAUGAUGAUAAUGAGAAUAGCGCCCAGAAGGAGAGAAUUGUUCUCCCUACUAAUGAGUCGUCUGAGAGGCUCCUCAGAAUCCGCCACACGUGUGCUCAUGUGAUGGCCAUGGCUGUUCAAAAGAUCUAUCCAAAUGCAAAAGUAACUAUUGGGCCGUGGAUUGAGAAUGGGUUUUACUAUGAUUUUGAUAUGGAGCCUCUGACUGACAAGGACCUCAAGAGGAUUAAGCAGGAGAUGGAUCGUAUCAUCAGGAGAAAUUUGCCCCUAAUUAGGGAAGAAGUCAGCAGAGAUGAAGCUCAGAGAAGAAUUACGGCUGUGAAUGAACCUUACAAGAUUGAGAUUUUGGAUAGUAUCAAGGAGGAACCCAUAACCAUCUAUCAUAUUGGUGAUGAAUGGUGGGAUCUUUGUGCUGGGCCGCAUGUUGAAUCUACUGGAAAUAUUGACAGGAAAGCUGUUGCACUUGAAUCUGUUGCCGGUGCUUACUGGAGGGGAGAUGUAAGUAAGCCGAUGCUCCAAAGGAUUUAUGGUACAGCAUGGGAGACUGAAGACCAAUUAAAGGCAUUUAUUCACUUCAAAGAAGAAGCUAAGCGCCGGGAUCACCGACGACUUGGCCAAGAUCUUGAUCUCUUCUCUAUUCAGGAUGAAGCUGGUGGAGGUUUAGUAUUCUGGCAUCCGAAGGGAGCUGUUGUGAGGCACAUAAUAGAAGAUGCGUGGAAAAGGAUCCAUAUAGAGCGUGGAUAUGAUCUGCUAUAUACUCCACACGUGGCAAAGGCAGAUCUUUGGAAGAUAAGUGGCCAUCUGGAUUUCUACAAAGAGAAUAUGUUCGAUCAAAUGGAGAUCGAGAAUGAGCAUUAUCAGCUUCGACCAAUGAAUUGUCCUUACCAUAUUUUGGUUUACAAAAGGAAGCUACACUCAUAUCGGGAUUUCCCAAUCCGGGUAGCAGAGCUGGGAACGGUGUACAGAUAUGAGUUGUCUGGGAGCUUACAUGGCCUUUUCCGUGUACGAGGCUUUACACAGGAUGAUGCACACAUAUUUUGCUUAGAAGAUCAAAUUAAAGAUGAAAUCCGGGGUGUACUAGAUCUUACAGAGGGAAUUUUGCAACAAUUUGGUUUUGAUAAUUAUGAGGUCAACCUUUCAACAAGGCCCGAGAAAUCCGUGGGAGACGAUGAUAUAUGGGAAAAAGCAACUUCUGCACUUAAGGACGCUUUGAAUGACAAAGGUUGGACUUAUCAGAUCGAUGAAGGAGGUGGUGCCUUUUAUGGUCCUAAGAUCGAUCUCAAAAUUGAGGAUGCUCUAGGAAGAAAGUGGCAAUGCUCAACCAUACAGGUGGAUUUUAAUUUGCCGGAGCGUUUUGACAUGACAUAUGUUGACUCGGACCAAGAGAAGAAGCGCCCAAUCUUAAUCCACCGAGCUGUUCUUGGAUCUCUGGAGCGGUUCUUUGGAGUCCUAAUAGAGCAUUAUGCCGGCGAUUUUCCUUUAUGGCUUUCUCCAAUCCAAACUCGACUUAUACCCGUGACUGACACACAGCUCGAGUUUUGCUACGAGGUCGAGAAGAGACUAAAGGCGAGUGGCAUUCGUGCAGAGGUUUGCAGCGGUGAGCGUUUACCGAAGCUCAUUAGAAACGCUGAGAAGCAGAAGAUCCCGUUGAUGGCUGUUGUCGGGCCGAAAGAAGUGGAAACUGAUGCAGUGACAAUCAGAUCAAGAUUUGGUGGUGAAUUAGGGACCAUGCAGAUUGAUGACUUCAUCAGAAAAGCCAAGAAUGCAAUUGAAAACAGAACAUUCUUUUGAAGUGUAGUAUACUUUUGACAGUCCAACUCGCUGUGUAAUGCGUUUAUACAAACCUGAAAUAACCGAAAAACAUGUACACAAUUAUCUGGUUCUUCACGAAAUAUCAUCAUUUUGAUGAAAAUAAAUUAUUUAUUAUAUUAAUCCAA